Messenger RNA from Drosophila erecta, 1201 nucleotides. RefSeq lists its product as uncharacterized. The coding region runs from base 182 to 910 and encodes 242 amino acids. The record is from RefSeq and is a predicted model, not a curated record. The transcript is spliced from 4 exons. NCBI's taxonomy places the organism in Eukaryota, Metazoa, Arthropoda, Insecta, Diptera, Drosophilidae.
UUUUAGCUUUAGUUUCACACUUUCAACUUCUCGCUUUCAGCUCCUAUAAAUAACAUAAAAAUCGUUAGUAGUUUUAAAAUUCUUAGUGACCUAACUGCGAUGGAAGAUGUCCGCACCUUGCGAUACGAUAUCCAAUGGGAAGUUUUUGAGGGCAUGCAAAUAGUCGACAUCAAUUCGAAGCAUGUACUACGACAUGGUGAUCGAGUUCAUGUGGUCCCAAUCGUUUUUGAAAAGUCUAGUCUAUGAGAGCCUGGGACUAUUUGAUUUGCCGAACAUGAAAGAGACGUAUUCCUGGUAUGUGCGCCACAUCCUGCGAAACGAGUGCUCCGUGAUGAUGAUCAGCGAGGACGAAACGCAAAUAAGAGCAGUGGGCUUGCUGGAAUGGAUGACCGAGGAGUGGCACUCCUGGGUUUUCUUUCCCUCUUCCCUGCCGCGGAAUCUGUUCCAGCAGAUCAUUAUGAUGAAGAAGGAGCUCAUCGAUGCGACCAAGGCGAGCCUGGGCGUCUCCACCUACGACGCGCUGUUCGUCCACGAGAUCGCCUUUCCGGAUGAGCUCUACUUCAACCAGGACUUCCUGGCGACCAUCUUCGAUGUGUUCGGCUUCGUGGCCCAGCACAUGCACAUGCCGCGGGUCCACUUCAUCGCCCUGAGCUCCGUGGACCAGGAGGCCGCCAGUCUGAUCGAGUACGAAGAGGUCGGGCGGACCAUCUACUCGAUCUACAAGGUGGGCAACACCCGUCCCUUUGACAUCCUGCGCGAGCUGGACGAGAUGUACGCCCUGCUGUUCGAGCUGGCUGUCUCGCCGGUACAAAAGUACAUCGAAAUGCCCGGAUUCGAGGCGUUCCACGAGGCCCUGGACGCCAGGCUGGCCAAGGAGGCAGCCGAAAAGCGACACGACGACGAUAUCUGAUAUGUUUUUCCGCCGUCAUCUGCACAUAAAUGUCUGCCUACUCUUGGGCUGCAGACUCGUUUUCCCCUGCUUCACUUGGAAAAGUACUUAAUUGCAGGCACCAGGGGAGCGCCAAUUUCGGGGGGUGGACAGGAGGUACGUCUCCAACUAAUCAGUGAUAAGCCUAUCAAUGCGAUCCCCAUUCCAUUGCGAUAGUGCUGCACAGAGAAAAAUCAGCUUGCGUUAACCUAAUAAGAUCCAUUUAACAUUUCUGAUAAAUUUAUAAUAUCAAAUAGAUUUGAAUAUAGAAUG